AACGAAUCUCGAUUAAGAAAAAAAAAAAAAAAAAGAAAGUUUCGAUAAUCUUAGUCAUUUGGUAAAUAUCAUGGGUAAUAGUUAAUUAUUUAAUUUUAUCAUUGAAUAUUUCUUGUCACCCAAAAAAAGAAUAUGGAAUAUUAUUAAUAAUAUCAAUUAUCAUAUAUCAUAAUAUCAUAUAAUGCAUAUUAAUAAUUCAUAAAAAUUGAUUUUUUAUGUGAAGGUUAAUAAUAUAAAUCUAUAACAAAAUGUCGAACAUGAUAUCAAGCAAUCAUCAAGUUCCAUGGGUUCGUAUUAAUUAACAACUUAUGACAUAACAAAGCAAUAUAUAAAAAGUGUUAUUGUUAAUUUUUUUCCUCACUAUUAUUUUUAUAUUUAUCUACAUUUCUUUCUGGGUUGAUAGAUAAUCAAUAAUGAGACAUUAAAUGACAAUCAAUUAGAAGCAGCUUAUGAAAAAAAUCGACUGGAUCAUUGCAUGCAAUUGGAUAUCGAUUCAAAGCCAAGGUAUAACAAAUUCUUAUCCAUUGGCAAUCGCAAAUAUCAUUAACGCUGGUGCAAACAUACUUCGUUUGAAUUUAUCGCAUGAAACAGAAAAAUGGCACGUUAUUACCGUAAAAUCGAUCAGAGAAGCGGGAAAUAUUAUUUGCAAAUGUACCUCUAUAUUUCGUUCAAUCUCUGUGGCGCUUGAUUUACAUGGUCCCGAAAUACGUACUGGAAUAUUUCGCGGCGAUUCGUUAUCCAUGGAUCGUGCCGUAUUCAUCGAAGGUAAUACUGUACGUUUAUUGACGGAGGAUAAAAUACAACGAGCGGGUACGUCCUCUUGCUUUUGGGUGUCGUAUCAAGAAUUAUCAAAAGUAUGUCACAGAGGAGAUACAAUUUCGAUCGAUCGUGGCGCUGUAAUGUUGAAAGUUAUUUGUGUAGGAACCAGUGACAUACUGUGUAGGAUUAUAAAAGGUGGUAUUAUCGGAAAUACAAAAACGAUUCAACUUUUGGACAGCAUCAUUUCGUUCCCAAUUAUUUCCAAACAGGAUAGCAAAGAUAUCGAACUAGCUUGCAAGCUCGAAUGCGAUUUUAUUAUUGUCAAUCAAGCACGUAACAGAAAAAUGAUACGUUCUGUACGUGCCGAAAUAAAUCAAAUAGGAUGUAAUUGGAUUAAAAUUUUAGCGAAGAUCUGUUCCAAGCAGGGUUUACAAAAUUUUGACGAAAUAUUGAGCGAAGCCGACGGUAUUAUCUUUGAAAGAUCUAGUUUGGAGCUCGAUAUAGGAAUAGAAAAAUUAUUUAUCGCGCAAAAGUCUGUAAUAGCUAAAUGUAACAGGGCGGGUAAACCUGUCGUCAUAAAUUUUCGUCCAAUAAUCGAGAAAAUGCCGAAAAUUAAUGUAGAAUUAGUAGCAACUGCUGUAUUAGAUGGAGCGGAUACAAUUAGCUUGACUACAGGAAAUUUGAACUUGAAAGAUACUUUACAGCUUGUUCAAGAAAUUAAUAUUGUAUGUAGAGAAGCGGAAAGUGCACGAUGGCAAAGAGAAAUUUUCAAUACUUUUACUAAUUUGGCGACGAUACCAUUGGAUGUAGUGCAUUCGAUCGUCAUUGGCGCCAUACAGGCAUCCUUGAAUAGUAAUGCAGCAGCCAUCAUAAUCACGACUACGACCGGACGUAGCGCCGUCUUGCUCUCGAUUUAUCGACCACGAUGUCCCAUCGUAGCUGUUACGCGUUUUGGUUUUGUUGCCCGAUACUUAAAUAUCUAUUUUGCCAUACAUUCUAUUCAUUACCUUGCGUCACCUUUACCCGAUUGGAUUAAAGAUAUCAAUAUACGCGUGCGAGCUGGUUUGGAGUAUUUAAUAAGAAAAAAUUAUAUCAACAUUGGUGAUGCGAUAGUGGUAGUUGGACCAUCGCGACAAGAUGGAGGAUUAAUUAACACUAUCCAAAUGAUUUACGUAUCUUUUAAUCUGGUCAAAUCAUUCACAACAGAUCGAAUUACGUCGUUAUCGAAAAAUCAUGAGAUUUCAUUUUGAUUGGAAAAACGAAAAGAGAGAGGAAAAGAAAAGGAAAGAAAAAAAGAAAAACGAAUCAAAAGAUAAAAAAAUUAGCAAAAAUCUUAUUAAAAGACGACAAGAGAUUUCAAUACUAUCGUUAAAUUUAAUAAAAUCGAAUGAAAAUACAAACGUAAAUGUUGAUAGACUAUUGAGAGACAAGAAAAGAAACUAGAAUGUACAUUGAGAAAGUCCUUUUCAUUGACAAAACAAUCUGUGGACGUUCAAUGAACAGAUGGUUACGUCGUUGUAACGGUUAGCAAUGACGUUAUCUCUGUUAUAACUGAUUAGGUUCUACGGCUUGUAGAACGAAGGACAAAGUUCAUGGAGGUAGAUAAAACCGAUUGGAGGUCGGUUUCUAGUACAUACGUUCAAACUACUAUCGGUAUCUUUUUGUCUUCGGUGAAACAAGUAACAAGGUGGAUUUUUGACGUCAAGAUCUAAAACAACGAGUAAUACGAGUAUCGGUAGACAUAAUAACGUGCGUAAUAUCAAUGUCUUUACAUACAUAUAAUGUUAAUAAUAGUCACUUAUUAAAUAGGAUAACAUUGAGUACGAAUAAAAUAAUUCUACGAACGUAUUUAUAAAUUUACUGUAUAUCGUAUUUUAUCGUAUACAUUUAUACGUACAUACAUACAUACAUUUAUAUAUAUAACAUAUAUAUAUAUAUAUAUAUAUAUAUAUAUAUAUACACACUCUCUUUUCUAGCAUCGAUCGAUAUCUCCAUUAUUCUAGUGAGAUAUGUUUAUUUAGACAUUAGCUGAGAACGAUCUCGAGUAGACAUUAACACUAAACGCAUCCUUGUAAUUCAAUACGUUCAUAGGAAUACUUGAAGUUUGACGAGAAGUAAUUUAGUUUUUCAAGUGUCUGGUUUAAUUUCGAAAUUGUCCAAAGAUCGAUUCUUUGGAGAGGUAUGGUCUGAUACAAAAAAACUUUUCUUUUUUUUAUUAUUCUUAUCCUUAUUCUUAUUAUUAUUAAUAGUAAUAGUAGUAGUAGUAGUAAUAGUAGUAGUUAGUAGUAGUAUUACUAGGUUAUAUCUAUAUAAUAAAAUUUCAUAUUUUAUAUUCGUACUCCUUUGAAAGUAAUAAAUCGAGAUAUUAUCAACCGUCCGCCGCAAGAGACGCAACUCCGAGUUCUCCAAUUUAAAUUGCAUAAGGAUGCAAAAUCAACGAAUGAAUUUUUGAAUUAUGUUAAACUUGAAUGUCUAGUCCCUCGUGAACGAUGUAUAUAAGAGAAUAUUUGUAGAAGGGUGAAAAUAAGUUCUUGUAAACGUACUCACGCGUCUCGACCAGUAAAGAUUCUUAAGUAAUGAAAUUAGAUUGAAGCGAUCUAUCGUUAAUUCAUGUUACGAUCUUUCUUCGUCGUUGUAAGAAAUGUUAAUCGUUAAUUUUCAUUUAAAUUAUUUACCUAAGUAAAGUUUCGGUAUACUAUGAAGUUUAUUAAUUUUAUUUUAAAGUUGAUUAGUUCUUUUUAUUCGUUGUUUCUCUCGCUCUUUUUUUUUUUCUUUUUUUUUUAUACAUUUGAAACGACACUUUUUGUACAAGCUAAAAUUUCUAGUUAAAAUUUCUAGGUCAGUUUUUUUUACGUCUACAUUGCACGUCAUAUUAUUCUCUGAUAAUAUAAGGAAUAAUCUGUUUCAUUUUAAAAUCAAUCGUGCAAUAGUAUUACCGAUAUUCGUAUUUAAUCACGUUGUCGAUUGGUAAAAAGAAAAAGAAAAAAGAAAUAGCAAGGACUGUAGGGUGACUUUCGAUAUAUGCUUUGAUUUGUCAAAUAGAGAUUUAGUUUAUCGUGACUUAUAGAUUAGAUAAGUUAGAAAUAUAUUUCAUAUCUCUCGUUCUUUAACAUAGGACGAUUGCAAGAACCAAUAUAGUUUUUUCUUUUUGUUUCUUUUAUAUUUAUUUUUUUUAUUUUUUUCAAUCAAAUUAUAAUGAAACACGUUUGAGAGAACAGUUGUGAUUUCAGUUUUUUUUUCUUUCUUUUCUUCUUUUCAUUAUUUGUAGAGAUAAAAAUAAUGCAUGAUUGAAGUAUAGUUUAAUAUAUGAAUUAUACGAAAGUGGAUUACGAAAAGUGGAAUCUAUUUUGCUGCGAUCUUUUUUUUUUUUUUUUAAUCUAUACGUAUAUCUAUUACUUCGUCGAUAAUCGGGAAAAUGUAAGGAAAAUUGAAGAAAUUUUCGCUGAUAAUUAUCUAUUAUCUAUUGUCGUCGUAUAUUCUUAAUAAUGCUUUGUCGCGUUACUUAAUGAUUAUUCUUCAAUGGCACAGAAAAAUAAGUUAUUUUUAAAACGUUAGUCUCGUACUUAUCGUCGUCGUCGUCCUCGUCGUCGUCGUCAUCGAUAAUAUAAUAACGAAUAUACAUAGAUUUCGCUUGUUAUUUCUUUCAUCGUCUCUUUAAAUCUUCUCUUUUACAAAUUAUUGAUCUUAAGAUUUGUCAGAUAACUCGGAGAAAAUUAGUAUUUGCUUAAGCGAAAGAUCAUACUCGGUUAACUGAAAAGUUUUCCCUGGAUAUAUAUAAAUAAUCUUGAUAAAAGUAAAAAAUUCGUAAGAGGAAUAUAGACGAAAAGGAUCGUUUCUGAGUGUAUCUUUCUAAAAGCGAUGGUUUUUAAAUUUGUACCAGGGUCAAAUGAUACGAACGAAUUCGAAGAUUCCAAGAAAUGAAGAAAAAAAGAAAAAAAAAAGAAAAAGAAAAAUAUGUCGUCUCAUUGCCUUUCUAAGCAAACUGAUAAGACGUUGUCAGAUUGAAAAGAAGUAAGAGAGCUGACUAGAAUAUUCUUAAGGUAAAAUCAUCUUAAUGAAAGUGACUUGCAUAAAAUGCUUGCAUUGAUACCUCUUUUUAAAAGUCACUCCAUGUAUUUUAACUUUAUCAACUUAAACUUUAUACUUUUUCAAGUUUUUACUUUCCCUACCAUCACGCUUAUCUAAGACGUUCUAACUGUCGAUAAUUAUAAAAGAAAUAGAUCAAUAUUAUUUCUACAUUGGUUUCUAAUAUUUUGAAAAAAUUAAAAUUCGUCUUGUACAUAUUUCAAAGAUCCUAGAAAUCGAUAUAUCAUAAUGAAAAACAAGGAAAACGAUAAGAGGUAAACAAAAAUAUGUCCUCAAAGUAUGACAAAUUCUGAGAGAUGAAAUUCGACGAAUAACGUAGAACGAUCAUCUUUGUUAAACAAUGAUGACCGUGAUGUUUAGGUCAAAAAAGACGAAACGAAAAGAGGAAAGAAGAGAAGAGAAGAGAAGAGAAGAGAGAAACAAAGAAUGAAAGAAAGAGAAAGAUCCAUAAUAUUUAUAUUUCGCGCAGGAGUACGAUUCGAGCGACUCGAUAAUAUAUACAACAUGUAUAUACGUGUGGAAAAAAGAUAAUUAUUACACUUUAACGAGAGGAUUACGUCAGGACCCAUUGGCAUCGUUAAAACUACGACAAAUAUAAAUAUCAUAAUCGUCAUUAGGAAGAACCGAGUCACAUCGUGACUACCAUCCUCCGUGUCGUUGCUGGUUUCAAGGAAGGGUGAAUAGGAGAAGAGGAGGAGAGUGGAGAAGGUGGUGGUGAUGAAGGAAGAGGAGGAGGAGGAGGAGGAGGAGGAGGAGGAAGAAGAGGAGGAAGAGGAAGAGGAAGAGGGGAGAGGUGCUUGUGAGAGAGAAAUCGCGAGGAAGGGAUGAGAAGAGAGGAACGCUUGCGCCCCGUAACCGCGUGGCUGCUUUUCAAGCGGCCACCUGUGCACCCACCCUCUUCAUCCCCCAUCGAAAGCACCAUCGCGGCUUUCCCCGUAUAUAUAAAGGGAUCCACGGCAUCUCUACACUUCGCAUCAUUACUGCGGUAACGUGCGAUAGAGCUCACCGACGGUCCCUUACGACAUCGACUUUUUGUCAUCGCAUCGAUAGAUUAAAUUUAAUCUAUUAAAGAAGGAAAGAGAAGAAAUUCUCUUGGCGAUCAAAUUCUUUUUCUUCCGAAGAACUCGAAUCGGCGAACGUUCAU
Molecule: messenger RNA, 5989 nt
Organism: Vespula vulgaris
Lineage: Eukaryota; Metazoa; Arthropoda; Insecta; Hymenoptera; Vespidae
Product: pyruvate kinase-like
Exons: 8
Coding region: 450-2009 (519 amino acids)
Biological process (GO): glycolytic process
Cellular component (GO): cytoplasm
Molecular function (GO): pyruvate kinase activity; magnesium ion binding; potassium ion binding
Source: RefSeq, a predicted model, not a curated record